AUGUUUGUUAUAACUGCAGGCGACGAAAUGCACAAGCGCGGAGCUGCGAGCUUCGGUUGUGCCCUAAGACGCCCGAGAGGUCUUAGAGGGGCGGCGGAGCGACCGGCGCCACAUUGCGGAGCUGGGGGUCGACGUUGCGGGCUAAGUGGUGCCGAGGUCGCAGAAACAGCUGAGGGAAAUAGCAACUCCAGAGGGUGUGUCUUGCAACCGAGCCUCAAUUUAACUUCAUCUCUCGACUUCAUUCUUCUCUUCCCCAAAGCAGCUUCCACUCCUUCUGCUCAUGUUCCGCCGUUUGCGCGGUCCGUUCAGCGCGUUCAUCGUGAAUUUGGCCGUGGCGGACCUGACCACCUCCCUGCUGCACGGCAUGGUGGCUGCGUCGUGCUUCCAGGGCCAUUGGAUCUUCGGGACGUACGCGCGGUUCCCGUCAGCUGGUCCAGUAAAUUAGGUCCAUGGGGGCUGCUACAAGGAUCUACAGCUUUAGCUGCAACAGCUCAUAAGUGGAAAAACUGCCGGGCUCCGAUAGGGACUCUGCCCCUGCAGCGCCAGUUGCUUCACAGAGGCAGUGAGGCCAACCUCUCCCCUUCCUUCGUUCUUUGUUGGCAGCGGGUGCUAAAUCCCUUGCUGCUCUCCGUCUUGGCGAUAAAACAAAGCAAAGUUACACCAGGAGAAAUCGAGAAAUUGGAUCUAUAA
Messenger RNA from Gryllus bimaculatus (two-spotted cricket), 690 nucleotides. Lineage: Eukaryota; Metazoa; Arthropoda; Insecta; Orthoptera; Gryllidae. The record is from the annotation of a GenBank genome assembly.